UCUGCUUCUCUGUAAACGGACACCCUCACACUCACCUGACCCCGCCCCUCCGGACCAACCCGCCGCCGCAGCGAGCGCACCGUCUGGGAACUUCCCUCAGUUUGUUCCCGAGCGGAGCUGGAGGCACCGAACCGGAUCGACCGGGUCAACCGGAGCCGCUCUGAGGGGACGGAGCACCGGGACUCACCAGGACUCAGUGUUCUGGUUCUGGUUCUGGGUUUUUAUCCGGACGAGGCGGGUUUUCAGGUCCAGGAGGUUCGGAGGGGAUCAGAAGCAGCUGCGUUCAUGUGGAGCCUAAAAACCCGGAGAGCAUCAGCUGAUUGAUUGAUUGAUUGAUUGGCGGGUCAUGAUUCGGUUCUGAUCUCAUCAUGGACCUCCAGCUGCUGCUGCUGCUGAUGAUGAUGAUGAAGAGGAGCGGAGCCGCCGUGAGGCCGCAGACAUCUGGCAGUGGCAGAGAGACGUUCGCUCACGGAGGAAUUAGAAACAAACGCUACGCUAUCAACCCCCUGGGACACAAGUGGACUCAUCACAACAUCACAUACAGGAUCACUAAGUUUCCCAACACUCUGAAUGUGGAGGACACCAGGAAGGCCAUCAGCAUCGCCUUCACCAAAUGGAGCGACGUGUCGCCGCUGACCUUCACUGAGGUCACCGAGGUCAACGCCACGGCUGACAUCACCAUCGGUUUCUACACCUUCAACCACACCGACUGCUGGUGGUCUCCUCUCCACCCGUGUUUUGACGGUCUGAACGGGGAGCUGGCUCACGCCUUCCUGCCGCCACGAGGAGAAAUCCACUUCGACAACCACGAGUUCUGGAUCCUCGGCAAGUCCAGGUUCAGCUGGAAACAAGGCGUUUGGCUUAACGACUUGGUCCAGGUGGCGGCUCAUGAGAUCGGUCACGCUCUGGGUCUGUGGCACUCCAGAGACCCUCAGGCUCUGAUGCAUCCCAACGCCACCUACACUGGACAGAGGAACAUCGCCCAGGACGACGUCUGGGGCAUCCAGAGGCUCUACGGUUGUCUGGAUAAGAAGAGGGUCUGUGAUCCGUGGGCUCGACUUGGUUUCUGUGAGCGGAGGAAGACCUUCAUGAAGAAGAACUGUCCUCAGCGCUGUGACCUCUGCUAUGAGCCUAUGGAUCCCGUCGCCACGCCAACGCCGCCUCCGGCCAACGUGAAGAUCAAGAUGGUUCCUAGGGGAAAGGUGGUAGGUUUCCGCUGUGGAACCAAAAACCCUCGAUCGCCUCCGAAAGUCAGCUGGUACAAAGACGGCGAGCAGAUCCUCACCUCCAUCCCGGGCUACAUCGUCAUGAAGGACCGAGACCUCCGCAUCGUCGCCAACGAGUUCAACGAGGGCGUCUACACCUGUCGCAUCCAUCGCCGUGGUGACAUCGUAUCUGCCAACUCAUGGGCGAUCCGGCUGAAACCAGAACCACCGUCCAACAGCUGAGGACGUCUGCAGGGAGACGGACAAACGGCCAAUGAGGUGAUGACGGGAAGGUUUGUGGAACUCGCAGCGGUCAGAUCUGUGGAUUAGCAGGAGGUCAGAUGGUUCAAGCUGCAUCUUCAACAUGUUUGAACCUUAUUCCAGGUUUUCUGAUGCUUCGUUGGCAGACCUGUGAAUCGGUUUUGUUACAGAACAGACUGCAAAUCUGUAGCAGCUCUUUGGUUCCAGCAGGACUUCAUGUCACAAACUCAUAAUCCUGUAAAAUGUCUUUUAUUGUUUUAUUUCUGUUCCACCUGAGCUGCUGUGUCCGGGUGGUUCAUGUUUACAUCUCUAGCUUCUGUUACUGUGGCCAAAAAACCUAAAAACAGCAGCUCUAUUAAAAUGUUUAAGUUCGACAAACUCAGAUCGACACAGUUUUUAAGUUGUACCCUGCAGAGAUGGUGAUUGUUGUUACAGCCAUGAAAGCUAUCUUUAGCUAAUUACCUUUAGUUGGUUAUCUUUAGCUCGCUAAUUUUAGCUGGUUAACUUUUGUUUACUUGCUGUAGUUGGCUAAUUCUGGCCUGCUAAAUUUAACUAGCUAGCACUGGCUUGCUUGCUGUAGUUAGCUAAUUCUGGCCUGCUAACUGUAGCUAGCUAACUUUGGCUUGCUUGCUGUAGUUGGCUAACUUUUGCCCGCUGUGUUAGCUGUCCAAGACUCAAUCAGACCAACACAUUUUUUAUGUUGUAGCUUCUAGAAAAAUUUAUUAUUGUUACAGCCACAACAGCUAACAUUAGCUGUUUAACUUUGCUCUACUAACUUUCCCUGGUUAAUUUUGGCUAAAUAAGUGUGGCUUGCUCAGGUUGGUUUAUUAAAUUUGACUUGCUAACUUUAGCUCGCUCACCUUGGCUUGCACACUGGAAAAGAUUAUCAAGUUGACUUCAGCUAGCUGAAUUUAGUUUGCUAACAUUAGCCGGCCAACUUUGGUUAGCUAACUUUAACUGGCUAACCUUAGUUGGCUAACUCUAGCAUCCGCAGCUUAUCUGGUUAACUUUGACUCAUAAAUUUAGUUGGCUAUUUUUUACUCCCUAACUUCGGCUUGCUUACUAUUACUGGCUAACUUUAGCUCAGUUACUUUAGGUAGAUCAAUAGAUCAAAUAGCAGCAACAGUAAUGUGACUCCCCCGUCCCCUUUGACCUUCAACUGUUUUGAUUCUUAGCAAUACUCAACUUUGACUUUUGUCCUCUGUAGUAACCAUAGCGAUGUGGCCAUUUUGGAGUGGUGGUCAUAAGUGGUUCUGUAGGUUAUGUGAUGGUACAAAGCUGACUUUUUUAUCUGAAUAUGUAAAUUAUUAUUCCUAUAGUACACAACAGAACUGAGUACACCCCUGAGCAAAUGAUUCUGAAUUGUAUCACCUCGCAGUAAUCAGAUUACUUCUAAGUCGAACAGUAGGGGAUAUGACGUAGCACAUACAUUUGAUACAUACAGAGGCAUGCUGCCAUCAGUAGAUUCCAUCUCCCGAACACUUUUUGCACUCAUGCAGCCCCAUAUCAUCACGUUAACACCUCCGUUCUUCACUGUCAGGAUUAUGCAUUCACUGUGGUGGUCCUGGUCAGGUUCACAUCACACUUGAGCAGAGUUUCAUUUUGAAGUUUUGUACCAAAGAGCAAACAACUUUUUUGUUCUUGUCGUCCGUCCAUAGAGGUUGAUGUCCUUCACACUUUCGGAGCUUCACAGAAACUCUGAUUUCCAUUGAUAAUUAAGUCUGAAGCAGCUGCUUAUUGUUUUUCACAGCUAGAUUUUUUAAAGUAGUGCAGCCCUGAUUAGUGGUACUAUGGCUCCUUCUGUACCUCCUGAUUGCUGUUGACACUGUUUCACUGAUUUCGAGUUGAUCUUCCUGGAUGUUUUUCCAUCUUUUUUCCAGCAGAUUUUUUUAGUUCAAUUCAGCAAUUCUUUUUCAUGUGGAGCCAUGAUGUAGACAUACAGAUAGACACUACCCAUAGGUCCAAAACUGACAAAUUUCUGGCGUUUACUGUUCAUUUCUUUAACCAGUUGGAUUGCUUGGAAAUCACAGCUGUAGUCAGUUUAGUUUCAGUGAUCACAGAUGCAUUUGCUUUUGUUGCUACUUUGGUUCCUGUAUUUUCAAAUACUAUCUUUAUGAAGUCUUUGUUUUUUACUGUUUAUGAGAUGACCUGCACUACUGGUCAACUUAGAAAUACCGCAGUUAUUCAGAGGUGCUACAAUUACAGUAAUUUGACCUGUGAGGUGUUUAUCUUCUUACUGUUUGUGACAGUUUCCUUCCUUUUGAAUUAAUUUGUUCUGUUAUCCUACCCAUGUAGGUUUUUGUUUCUUUCUCUCUGUGGAGUUUAGGAGGAUAUUUGUGGCUUUCUGCUGGUGAAAACAAUAAUCUGUGGAUCAGUAUUUUUGUGGUCUUCAUGUUUCGAGGACGAACUCUAUGAACCUAAAACCACAGGAGUUUAUGUGAGCAGUUUUCAUUGAGGUGAACGAGGGGCCGGGUCUCCUAUUACAUCUGAGCUAAUAACAGAUUGAUAACAGAUCUCAGCGCCGGACAUCCAAACACAAAAAGACUUCAGCUUCAUCUUCUUGUGACAUGAAUCAGCCACUUCUUGUUUACACAAGGACAGAUCUGUUAAAGGCAUGUUUUUACCUCACUGUGAUGGAAUAUAACAGGUUUACUCACUCAGUUUAACUGGAUCUCAAGAAAAUCUGCUUAAGAAAAUGUGAAUUAUUGCAAUUCCAUCCACUGCUACAUUUAAAGGAGUCAGUAACAGGGCAAAAGUUUUGUUUUUUGAAAAUAUGUCUGUGAAGAUUCUCAGUCAUCCACGUGCGUCAGAGGAAACUAGUUGGACUUCUUGGUUUUGGAAGAUGUUUCAUUUCACCUUUAUGCAAAAGGCCUCUUCAGAUCUAACAAAGCGGUGGGGAGUCAUCCAUCCCCAGGCAGUUUCACCACAACUGAUACCCUGAGUCAUCUGUCCUCAUCAGUUUUAUCACUAUUAGCACCUCGAGUCAUACCUUCCUAGGCAGUUUCACCACCAUUUGGACCUCAGGGUACGUGAGUCUUCUCUAUAUUCAAUGGGGUAGCCAUCUCUAGUCAGAGAGUCUACCAUACCAAAUAUCAGGUAGUUAGUCCUGAGAUCCCUCCUCAGGCAGUUUUACUGUAAUUAACACCUUGGGUCCCCCUUCCCCAUGCAAUCUCACCACCCUUCCUACCUUGAGUCAUCCCACACAGUACACCACACAGUUUGCCUGCCAUUGACACUUACAGUCACCCAUUCCCAAGCAGUUUCACCCCCUUUAACACCUUAAAUCAUCCCUCACCAGGCAGUUUUACCAACAUUCACACCUUAGGGCAUGAGAGUCUUGCCUAUGUUUAAUGGAAUAGACAUCUUUAGACAGCUGAGGGAGUCUUCCACACCACUUAUCAGGUAGUUAUGAUACAGUCUUGGGAUCCCUCACCAUGCAAUUUGACUACGAAUAAUUCUUUAAGUCAUUCCUCCCCAUGCAGUUUUACCUUCAUUUACACCUUGAGUCAUCCCCUCUCGGGAAGUUUCACCAUCAGUAACACUUUAAAUCAUCCCUUCCCUGAAGUUUUACCAGCAUUGUGACUUUGAACCAUUUCUCACCAGGCAAUUUUACUACUAUUAACAUUUUGACACAUCAUUCGCCAGACAGGUUUGCCACUACAACACCAUGAGCCAUUCCUCCCCUGGCAGUUCACUAUCAUUUACACAUUUUAAUCUGUUUAACUGGAACAGCCAUCUCUAAACAAAGAAAGGGGUCUAUGACACCACUUAUCAGCUACUUAUAAUGCAGUUCUGAGAUCCCUCCCCAAGCAGUUUCGCCAUAAUUUACAUCAUAAAUCAUCCCUCACCAGACAGUUUGACCGACAUUUGCACCUUAGGGCAUGAGAAUCUUGCCUAUGUUCAAUGGAAUAGCCAUCUCUAGACAGCGAAGAGGGUCUUCCACACCACUUAACAGGUAGUUAUGGGUAGUACUGAGAUCCCUCGCCAGGCAAUUUGACUACAAAUAAUUCUUCAAGACAUUCAUCCCCAUGCAGUUUUACCGUCAUUUACACCUUGAGUCAUCCCCUCUUGGGAAGUUUCACCACCAGUAAUACUUUUAAUCAUCCCUCCCGUGGUAGUUUGGCCAGCGUUGUGACAUUAGCCUUCCCUCCACUGGUAGUUUCACCAUCUUUGACAUCUUGAGUCAUCCCACCCCUGGCAAUUUGAACACCAUUCACACCUUAAGGGUCAUUAACAGGCAUUAGGUCAUGUGAUUUUGGGGUUAGAAUGAAUGCCUAGUUCUCCUCACCAGUCAGAAAUGAGAAAGUCUCUUGGAUGAAGGUGAAACAUCUUCAGGAACCAAAAACAAAAGUCUGGUUGUCUUCUCCUGAAACAAUUAGGUUUGGAAACACAGUUAUUAAAACCACAAAUCAACAGCAGCUCUUAUAAACUUAGAUUUCACAUAGUCUAUAGUAAUCUUGGAGCUGUAUUUGUAUGAUACUGACUCCUGUUUGGGUUAACAAGACUCUUGUUUACAUGGAAACAGACUGUAGACGCCGGCGUCCACACAGCAGAAAGACGUUGAACCACUUGAAUGAAGAAGAAAACGUGGAGAAAUCAGAUAUUUCUGUUAGUUUUAGUUUUUAGUUCUGGUGCUCAGCUCAUAGUUUCACAUAGUUUUAGUUGUGAUUCAUGUACAUCUGUUUCUGCUUUGCUUUUGUAGAUGUUUUUUUUUCUCCUCAAAAAUGUUUUUUUUAAUGCAAAUUGAAAAUGCUGAUGGAGACACAUCAACUUUGGUUCAGGUUUCUCAGAUUUAGCUUAUUCCGCUUCCGUCUUUUUGUUUCGUGACACAAAUAAAAAUGUUCAUCUGA
Amphiprion ocellaris (clown anemonefish) is the source of this 6316-nucleotide messenger RNA. RefSeq names its product matrix metallopeptidase 23bb (gene mmp23bb). The transcript has 8 exons. Gene Ontology annotation, biological process: collagen catabolic process; extracellular matrix organization; proteolysis. NCBI's taxonomy places the organism in Eukaryota, Metazoa, Chordata, Actinopteri, Pomacentridae. Gene Ontology annotation, cellular component: extracellular matrix. Bases 369 to 1448 code for a protein of 359 amino acids. Gene Ontology annotation, molecular function: zinc ion binding; metalloendopeptidase activity. The record is from RefSeq and is a predicted model, not a curated record.